AGAAAUAUAUUAUGUCAUAUAAUUAGAUAGCUCUAGCCUCGUUCCAACUUGUACCUAGUUUCAAACCCAAUAUCGUAUUGAAUCAAUCUCAAGAUCCAGCAGCGCACACCACUCCGUCUCAUCCACGAACCCAAACAUCAGCUCCUCCCGACCAUACUCAUACCACAUUGAUUCCUCAGCUAGACCUACCCCAUCAUCAACCGCCAAGAUGUCGACCAUGCCCGCGAGCCACGGCCACAACGAGGCCUGCUGCAACAUUCCGCCCGUGGUGACGACGGGAUACGAAGCUAAAGGCUCGUACAAGGAGUACGAUGGCUUGAAUACAUACACAACCGGCCCUGCCGAUGCCACCAAGGGCAUUAUCGUUAUCUACGACAUCUUUGGCUACUUCGACCAGACCGUCCAGGGUGCCGAUAUCCUCGCGACGAGCGAUGCCCAGAAGUACCAAGUCUUCAUCCCGGACUGGUUCAAAGGGGAGCCGUGCCCCAUUGAGUGGUACCCGCCCAACACCCCCCAGAAACAAAAGGAUCUAGGCGCCUUCUUCGGCAAGAACCCUCCCGCAGGCGUGGCCCAGAGCCUGCCCGGUUACGUCGAUUCCCUCAAGGCCAAGCACCCCGAGAUCAAGUCAUGGGGCGUCCUCGGUUUCUGCUGGGGCGGCAAGAUCGUCAGCCUCGUCACCUCGAGCGCCUCCAACCCCUUCUCCGUGGGCGCCGAGUGCCACCCGGCGAUGGUGGACCCCCAGGAGGCCGAGAACAUCAAGGUGCCGCUGAUCAUGCUGGCGUCGGGGGAGGAGCCCGAGGACAAGGUGCAGCAGUUCGGGGCGAAGCUGCAGGGCGCCGCCAAGCACGUCGAGACCUUCAAGGACCAGGUGCACGGCUGGAUGGCCGCGCGCGCCGACCUGUCCGACGACAGGGUCAAGGAGGAGUACGCGAGGGGCUAUAAGACGGUGCUGGACUUCUUUGCGAAGAAUUGGUCGUGAGUUUGUUUGAGAUGGAAAUAAUCUUUUGGUUUGGGGCGAAGAGAAUAGGAGGCUAAGAUGCGAUAAGGGACGGAUCUUUCCCCGGUUUGGCGAGAUUGUAGGUACGGAGGGUGUAAGUCAGUGUAGCGUGCGUGGCCGGAAUUUGACGAAACGAAAGUACAUACAUACAUAGUGGAUUGAAGAAUGCCAGAUCGGAACUUCUCUACUAAAUACAACACAUAUAUCUUGUUUG
Chaetomium fimeti is the source of this 1211-nucleotide messenger RNA. RefSeq names its product Alpha/Beta hydrolase protein. Gene Ontology annotation, molecular function: hydrolase activity. The transcript has 5 exons. The coding region runs from base 209 to 979 and encodes 256 amino acids. Lineage: Eukaryota; Fungi; Ascomycota; Sordariomycetes; Sordariales; Chaetomiaceae. The record is from RefSeq and is a predicted model, not a curated record.